AUUCUAAAAAUUGAGUAAUAGAGACGAUGACGACGACUCUCCUCAUGGCUUCGCUCAUCGUAAGCUUUCUACUUAUCUUAUACUACACCACAAUAGUCGUUGCCUCAUCAGAAUCUCGGUGUCGGCGUUACAAAUCAAUCAUCAGCUUCGGUGAUUCCAUUGCGGACACCGGAAAUUAUGUUCAUCUCUCCAACGUCAAUAAUCUUCCUCAAGCCGCAUUUCUUCCUUACGGCGAAAGCUUCUUCCAUCCUCCCUCCGGCCGUUACUCGGACGGCCGUCUCGUUAUAGAUUUCAUCGCCGAAUUCUUGGGACUACCGUACGUUCCGCCUUACUUCGGAUCCCAAAACGUGAGCUUCAAUCAAGGGAUAAAUUUUGCUGUGUAUGGAGCAACCGCCUUGGAUCGUGCCUUUCUUGUAAAACAAGGAAUUAAAUCUGACUUCACCAAUAUUAGUCUAAGUGUUCAGCUUAACACCUUCAAGCAGAUUUUACCUAACCUUUGUGCCUCAUCUACUCGUGAUUGCAGAGAGAUGCUUGGAGACUCGCUGAUACUCAUGGGAGAGAUUGGUGGAAACGACUAUAAUUACCCAUUUUUUGAAGGAAAAAGUAUCAAUGAAAUCAAAGAGCUUGUUCCUCUAAUCAUCAAAGCUAUUUCUUCUGCUAUUGUGGAUUUGAUUGAUUUGGGAGGAAAAACAUUCCUGGUACCCGGAAACUUCCCAAUAGGAUGUUCCACGGCAUAUCUUACUCUAUUUCAGACCGCGACAGUAGAACACGACCCUUUUACAGGUUGUAUCCCAUGGCUUAACAAAUUCGGAGAGCACCAUAACGAACAACUUAAGAUAGAACUCAAACAACUCCAAAAACUCUACCCUCAUGUCAACAUCAUUUACGCCGACUACUACAACUCUUUGUACGGACUUUUUCAAGAACCAGCCAAAUAUGGUUUUAAGAACAGACCUUUGGCUGCUUGUUGUGGAGUCGGAGGUCAAUACAACUUCACUAUUGGUAAAGAGUGUGGAGAAAACGGAGUUAGCUAUUGUCAAAAUCCUUCUGAGUAUGUGAAUUGGGAUGGUUAUCAUUUAACCGAAGCCACGUACCAGAAGAUGGCUCAGGGUUUACUCAAUGGUCGCUAUACAACUCCUGCUUUCGACUGGUCCUGCCUUGGCUCUUAUGAUUUCAGUGGAUAAAGAUGAUUUAGUAGUGGCUCUGGCCUUUGCAAGAAAAAAAGAAGAGUUGCAGAGAAUUGCAAGGAAUCUUGGAUUACAAAUUAAUAGUUUAUUAAAAGCACUUGAAGAAUUAAAAUAAAAAUUGUAUCCAAAAAAAUUAAUGGCCUGAUAUUCGAAAGGAAUCUUAGAUUAUAGACUGGAGA
This is a messenger RNA of Arabidopsis thaliana (thale cress), 1366 nucleotides long. RefSeq names its product GDSL-like Lipase/Acylhydrolase superfamily protein. Gene Ontology annotation, molecular function: hydrolase activity, acting on ester bonds. The coding region runs from base 27 to 1184 and encodes 385 amino acids. The record is from RefSeq and is marked reviewed. Gene Ontology annotation, cellular component: extracellular region. Lineage: Eukaryota; Viridiplantae; Streptophyta; Magnoliopsida; Brassicales; Brassicaceae. The transcript is spliced from 5 exons.